AUGAAAAUAUAUUAUUUAUUUUUUGUAUUAAUUUAUUUAAUAUAUUUCAUUAAUUUAGUAUAUUGUGAGAAAAAUGAUACUUCAAUAAUUCUUGAUGAUAUUUUAGAUAUUCAACAUAAUAGAAAAUUAUUUCCAAAAAUUACACAUCAAGAUAUUGAAAAUAUUAGACAAAUUAGGAGAAUGAAUUUACAUUCAAUUGUUAAAUCAAUGUCCACUUUAAAUGUUCAAGAUUUAGGUUUAGGAAUAUUUGCUGGUUUAGAAAAAUCAGUUAAUCCAAAUCCAAAUGAAUGUAUAGAUUCAUUAAGAACAUCAAUUGAUAAUACAAAUCAAGUUUUUUAUGAUAUUUCAAAUUUUUUCGGGAUUACCAUUCAAGAAUUUCUGACUUUAAUUCAAAUAUUCCCAACCAUAAUAAAGGAUGAUAUUAGAUUAUAUGAUGCAUGUGGUGCCAAUGUCAUAGUAAUGAAAAUAGGAAAAUUUGCACAUAUCAUUAGAACUGAAGGAUUACAAUCAUUUGCAAAUUAUGCCAAGAAUGCAUUAUAUUCAAAUCCUUUUUAUCUCAUUCCUGUAACAAGAGGAUUACUAGAAAGUUUAGUUACUAAAAACUAUCAAAUGUUAGGUGUUCACAUUGGUGAAUACUUGGGUAUUUUAUUUAAUUCUGAUGACGAUUAA
Messenger RNA from Dictyostelium discoideum AX4, 669 nucleotides. RefSeq lists its product as hypothetical. The record is from RefSeq and is a predicted model, not a curated record. Lineage: Eukaryota; Evosea; Eumycetozoa; Dictyosteliales; Dictyosteliaceae. The transcript has 4 exons. Bases 1 to 669 code for a protein of 222 amino acids.